UUGUCGUUCGUUCUCCUCGGGAAAGGACUCCGGAAGUGCGCCCCUGAGUCACCGGAAGUGCCUGGCGUGGGAUCGCGGCUUGCUGUGGGAGGGCCUGGGCGGGUCGGCUGGGGAAUGGCUGGGGAGUUCCGCAAGCCCGUCGGGCGACUCGUACGUAGCUGAGGGGCCUGUGCAAGCCAGCCGCCUGGAACUCGGGGGUCGGGGUCUCUGCGGUUUUUCAGAAGACAUCUUAGAGUGCAUUUUCAUUAAUAACAGGAAACAUGACUACUCUUCAGAGUUUAGAAACCAAAGUUGUCCUUACUUCAGCCCCAGUCCGAGGAGCUGGAGAUGGAAUGGAAACUGAGGAGCCACCUAAAUCUGUUGAAGCCGCCUCGAAAUCUGUUGAAAUCCAGCCCAUAAAGCAUCAUAGCAUUCAGAGUCCACGGAAGAAAGGUCCCUCAGAGAGCCCAGGAGUUCUUCAGCUUGGAAAGAUUCUCACUGAAAAAGCAGUGGAAGUUGAAGCUGUAAGAAUAUUUGUUCCCAAAGCUGCUAUAACCCAUGACAUUCCCAGCAAAAAUGCAAAGGUUAAGUCUCUGGGUUAUCAUAAAGGUGAGCUCCUUGGUCAAUCAGAGGGAGUCACAGAACCUAGGAAGGAACUCUCAGAAGUAAAGAAUAAUUUGGAAAAGCUCAAGAAUUCAGAAAGGAGGUUACUUCAGGACAAAGAAGGCCUUUCAAACCAGCUCCGAGUACAGACAGAGGUAAAUCGUGAGUUAAAAAAGCUCUUGGUGGCUUCUGUUGGAGAUGAUCUUCAGUAUCAUUUUGAACGUCUAGCCCGGGAGAAAAAUCAGCUUAUUUUGGAAAAUGAAGCCCUAGGUCGAAACACAGCACAACUUUCUGAACAGUUAGAACGUAUGUCAAUACAGUGUGAUGUAUGGCGAAGUAAAUUCCUUGCAAGCAGGGUAAUGGCAGAUGAAUUAACCAACUCCAGAGCCAUUUUACAGCGUCAGAACAGAGAUGCACACAGUGCUGUACAGGAUCUCUUGAGUGAACGUGAACAGUUCCGGCAAGAAAUGAUUGCUACACAGAAACUUCUGGAAGAACUUUUGAUCUCCUUACAGUGGGGAAGGGAGCAGACGUACUUCCCUAGCACACAGCCUCACAACACAGCAGAACUAGCACUAACUAAUCACAAAUUGGCAAAAGCAGUAAAUUCUCAUCUUCUGGGAAAUGUUGGCAUUAACAGUCAAAAAAAGAUUCCAGCAACAGUUGAAUUCUGCAGUACCCCAGCUGAGAAAAUGGCUGAAAAGGUUCUACGUAUUUUGGAUCCAGUUGCCUGUACAGAAAGUUCACCUGAUAUGCCAUUUUCUGAAUCAUCCCCAACCACACUACUUGCUACAAAGAAAAAUAUUGGACGUUUUCAUCCAUAUACUAGAUAUGAAAAUGUAACUUUCAAUUGCUGCAAUCAUUGCCAGGGAGAACUUAUUGCUCUUUAACAUUCAGUAUGUUGAAAGCAUGUAUAUUACACAAAAGUCUUUAUUACUUGGGUGCUGGGGUCUUUAAAUGCUAGAAGUAAAAGUAUUUCAUGUGCUAGAUUCCAGGUUACUUUUUCUUAACAAAUAUCUCAGGGUAAGAAAAUAGUGAAACUCUGUAGAUAUAUUUAAAAUAAUGGAUAAUUUCCAGGUGGUACACAAUGUUUAUGUUAAAAGAUUCUAAAAGAUUUUAUAACUUUUAGGCACUAAAGUAUUGCUUUUUCUUGUUAAAUAUUUUAUUUAACAAAUAGAUUUAAUUUUGCCUCACUAAUACACAAAUAGGCAAAUUACACCCCUGAGUCAAAUAUGGCCAUAUGUAUUUAUUUACUGUUGUCUAAAGUACUUUUUCUCUGCAGUUGCAGAGUUGAAUCUAUGGCUAUCAAAGCCUGGUCCUUUAUAGAACAAGUUUCCUGAGCCCUACUCUAAUGCAGUUGGUGGAGUUGCAGGGAGAGGGGGUUGCAUUCUCUUUUUGGUAACUUUUGGGAUGCAAAGAAGCCUUCAGAAGCACUAAGGUAGAAGGGUUAAUCUUUUUAAACUAAAUGUUAUAUAUUAUGAAAAUUAAUAUUUUGGAGCCAAAUUAACAAAUUCAUCAACAAAACAUGCUCUUAUGCUUUUUUUGGAAGGGGGAGGUACUAGGGAUUUUGUAUUAUGAAUGGAUGCAUUCUGAUAUAUAUGAAAAAAAUGGAUUUGUAACGAUUGGGUCAUUUUGACAAGUAUAAACCACAAUAAGAGUAUCUAACUUGACAUUUACAAUAUAUGGUGGGAAAGGGAGUAUUUAGAACAUUGUAGAAAUGAAAAGAAAAAAGCAAUCUAUCAGUUUAUAUGUGUUAUCAUAUACCAUUUUAUAUAAGGCUCUUUUAUUGGACUUAAAAAUAUUUACAAAGUUCAUCAAAGUAUACAGAUUAGCUGCAAUAAUGCCUAUCAGUAACCUUCAAAAGGCAGUUCUUGGUCAAGGAAUAAUAUAUUUUACUACCAACCUUUAAUGGUGCUUUAUUAUUAUUAUUAUUUUUGUCUGUCUUACCAGAAGUGUAUUAAUUGUUUCAAGUGGCAAUAAAUUCUCUACCUGGUUUUGUGAAA
Messenger RNA from Jaculus jaculus (lesser Egyptian jerboa), 2585 nucleotides. RefSeq names its product basic leucine zipper nuclear factor 1 (gene Blzf1). Gene Ontology annotation, cellular component: Golgi membrane. The record is from RefSeq and is a predicted model, not a curated record. Gene Ontology annotation, biological process: Golgi to plasma membrane protein transport; Golgi organization. The transcript has 7 exons. Lineage: Eukaryota; Metazoa; Chordata; Mammalia; Rodentia; Dipodidae. Bases 261 to 1472 code for a protein of 403 amino acids.